CAAAAACCAGUUCCCCGGAGAGGAAUUAACCGAGAGCGAGAGAAUUAAAUUCUACAGACAAUAUAUAGUUUUGAAAUCCGCAAUUUCGCUUGGCUGGUCAAGCGGCCGGUUAUCAUCGCUCGUCCCAAACAGUUGAUCUACAAAAGCGGCGGUGUCAACAACGCAAAAAAGUGAAACCAAAUAAAUUUAAAGCAUCCAACUCUGAUCCCUGGUUUUAAUCGCCGCCGAAAGGUCGCAAUCCAACAAAGUUGUAGUGCAAAAUGUGGCUGACCCUGAUCACUGGCGCACUGAUCUUGCUCCUGACCUGGGACUUUGGACGCAAAAGGCAGCGAGUUGCUGCCUUCGAAAAAUCCCAGAUCCCGGGACCUAUUUCGAUCCCAAUCCUGGGUUGUGGGCUCCAGGCCUUGCACCUGGGAGCGGAGAAUAUUAUCGCCUGGGUGGGCGAACAGUUCGACAAAUAUGGCAAGACGUUUCGCUUUUGGAUCUUAGGCGAAUCCCUGAUCUACACAAAGGAUCUGAAGUACUUCGAGACCAUCCUAGCCAGUACCACCCUCCUGGAAAAGGGUCAGCUCUACCAAUUUCUGCGACCCUUCCUAAACGAUGGUCUAUUGGUUAGCACGGGUAAAAAGUGGCAUGCCAGGAGAAAGAUUUUCACCCACGCCUUUCACUUCAAAGUUCUCGAGCACUAUGUGGAGAUAAUGGAUCGAAAUAGUGGGGUGAUGGUGGAGAAUCUAAGAAAGUGUGCCGAUGGUAAAACAGCAGUGGACAUGCUUAAGUGUGUUUCCCUGGCGGCUCUUGAUGUGAUAACAGAGGCCGCCAUGGGAGUCCAGGUGAAUGCCCAGAACGACCCCGAUUUUCCCUACAUAAAGGCGCUGAAGAGUGUGGUCUAUAUCCAGCCGGAUCGCAUGUUCAAGUUCUCGCAGCGCUACGACUGGCUGUUCCCGAUGGCGGCCCCCUUGUUGCACCGCCGACUUCUGAGCGAUAUACGCGUCAUGCACGACUUCACCGACAAGGUCAUCCGCGAGCGGCGAGAAACUGUGGAGCGGGCGAAGGCCGACGGCACCUACAGACCGCUGAGUCUGGGUGAUGAAGAAAUCGGUCGAAAAUCGCAGAUGGCUCUGCUGGACAUCCUCCUCCAGUCGACCAUCAAUGAUCAACCACUAACCGAUGCCGAUAUUCGCGAGGAGGUGGAUACCUUUAUGUUCGAGGGCGAUGACACCACCAGCAGUGGUGUUUCCCAUGCCCUAUAUGCCAUAGCCAGGCAUCCCAAGGUUCAGGAGCGCAUCUACGAGGAGUUGCAGCAGGUUCUGGGAGAAGAUCCCCACGCUCCAGUGACGCAAUCCCAACUGCAGGAUCUUAAGUAUCUGGAUUGCGUUAUCAAGGAGACAAUGCGGCUGUAUCCCCCAGUUCCUGCCAUUGGCAGACACAUCCACAAAGAGCUGAAGAUUGGAAACAAGAUCAUUCCGCCCAAUACAAGCAUUUACCUAGUUCUAUACUUCGCCCAUCGGGAUCCGGAUUAUUUCCCGGAUCCCCUAAGUUUCAAGCCAGAAAGAUUUUUGGAUGGCGAAGAGGAAAGCCACGAGACCUUCGCCUAUGUGCCCUUCAGUGCUGGGCCCAAGAACUGCAUAGGUCAGAAGUUUGCCGUUCUGGAAAUGAAAUCCCUGAUCAGCAAGGUCCUGAGAUUCUACGAACUGCUGCCCCUUGGAGAGGAGGUCAAGCCCAUGAUGAACUUUAUCCUGCGCUCAGCUUCGGGCAUUAAUGUGGGUCUUAGACCCAGAAAGUUAUAGUACUUAACACUUAUGCAGCAAUUCAGGGUUUCGGUUAAAGGUAACUGGGAUAUUCGUGAUAUAUAGUACGUAAGACUCUAUUAUCUAAUCGUUAAGUACUUAAAAACGUGUUAAUAAUUAAAAUAUAGACUCUUUUGUUACAAAUUUAUAAACAACAAUCAUCUGGGGUAUUUAUAUUAUUUGCUAAAUUAAAACUAAUUAUAAUGGAUUUGUUCAGUGAGUAAUAAUAAAUAAAAACUUAGUUACUCCAGGGGUGAAAACCUGUUGAUCGUUUAUAAA
Molecule: messenger RNA, 2066 nt
Organism: Drosophila subpulchrella
Lineage: Eukaryota; Metazoa; Arthropoda; Insecta; Diptera; Drosophilidae
Gene: Cyp4d20
Product: probable cytochrome P450 4d20
Exons: 5
Coding region: 261-1787 (508 amino acids)
Molecular function (GO): heme binding; oxidoreductase activity, acting on paired donors, with incorporation or reduction of molecular oxygen; monooxygenase activity
Source: RefSeq, a predicted model, not a curated record